This is a messenger RNA of Sclerotinia borealis F-4128, 1599 nucleotides long. The record is from the annotation of a GenBank genome assembly. Lineage: Eukaryota; Fungi; Ascomycota; Leotiomycetes; Helotiales; Sclerotiniaceae.
AUGCAUGAAGUCAUUACCCUUCAGUUAGGGCAAAAGAGUAAUUAUCUUGCUACCCAUUUCUGGAAUACUCAGGAAUCAUACUUCACAUAUUCAACAAAUGAAGAAUCUUUAGUCGAUCAUGAUAUUCAUUUCAGACCUGGUAUUGGAGCUGAUGGUAAUGAGACCUUUACUCCAAGAACUUUGAUUUAUGAUCUUAAAGGAGGAUUUGGUUCUUUGAGGAAGAUUAAUGCACUGUACCAAAUAGAUGAACCGGUUGUUACCGAUGGGUUAUGGAACGGUCCCGCUGUAGUCCAACGUCAAACGGCCAUUCAACAGAGUUCAUAUCAACAAAGUUUGGAAGGUGGUCUCGAACCACCAAAGCUCACUUCAGAAUCGGUGCGAUAUUGGUCUGAUUUCAACCGCGUUUACUAUCAUCCAAGGUCAAUAGUUCAACUCAACGAGUAUGAGUUAAACUCAUCACUAAUGCCAUUUGAGAAUUGGGAGGCUGGCGAAGAACUAUUUAGCUCUUUAGAUAAAGAGCAUGAUCUUUUGGAUCGUGAUCUUCGACCUUUUGCUGAAGAAGCUGAUCACAUGCAAGGCAUUCAGAUAAUGGGGAGUAUCGAUGAUGCUUGGGGUGGCUUUGCUGCUCGAUACAUGGAUCGUUUGAGAGAUGAGUAUGGUAAGACCACGGUAUGGUUCUGGGGUUUGGAGGAUAAUAUCAAAGAAAUACCCCGAGAAAAACGUUUCCUGAAGUUGUCAAAUACAGCGAAAUCAAUAUCGGAAAUCAUCCCACAGACAUCUAUUUUCAUUCCAAUGACCCUACCAUCAACACGUUUACCAGGUUACGUCAAAUUAGACGCAAAUUCCUUUUGGGAAGUUUCCGGCCUGUUGUCAUCUGCGAUGGAAAGUAUGACACUGCCUUCGAGAUUGAAGCCUCAAAACGGCAUGAGGCAGACAUUAGACCAACUGGCCAGCACAUUGAAUGUUAAUGGAAACCAGAACAUUGCGAAAUUACGCAUGACUGUCCAACAGAAUUCUGAAGUGGGAACUAAUGAAAAUAUCCAUACGGGAAGGAAUGGUCAUUCCCAGGCCACAGAUACAAGGAUUACCUUGGCAGCAACUUCAAGUCGUGGUGAGGACAUGGCGGAAGAAAGCGAUACUGCCAAUUUUGAUAUAGAUUUCUUUCCCACGGAAACCGGGGAGCAGAAUCGCGGUCGUCAAAAGUCCGGCAAGGUUCAUGUUUUUGGUCAAGUUGAGAAUUAUAGAGGGGAUGAGGAAUGUGACGAAGAAAACGACAGAAAUGAUGAGUUUCGUGAACGAACUCGAAGAAUUGCUGCUAGCCUUCCAUUGCUUUCAAAGACAUACACACCGUUAUCCUUUCCAAUUCUUGAUAGCUUUCCUCGUAUUUUCACUCAAGAAGAUGAGAAUAUCACCAAUCUAUCAAUUAGCACAUCUCUUUCAACCGAUACAUCUGUUGCUCUGAGAAUCAAAAGCCUUCAACAGAUAGUAAACAGAGCUAUUCGCAUGGAUGAAAGAGAGGCACUUAGUAAUUCUCUUGGCGAGAUUGCGGAAUCUUAUGAAGAGGGUUGGGAUAGCGAUACCGACGAUGAUUAUGAUUAG